CGCUGAAGCCUUCCAGACGUGGUUCAUCAAGUCUCACAUUACGUAUAUAGAAUUAUCAAUCAACUUGCUGAAUUAUAUAAUUUCGGCCUCCGACAAGCCCCCGUACGUUCCGAUUCACAAUUAUCAAUAGAAUAGUUUGCAAGGCAGUGUAGUAAGAGCUCUGAAUUGUUGUUUUUUAUAAGAAAUUCAAGUUUUUUUUAGCAAAAUGACCGACAAAGAGCGGGAGGCGAAGCAGCCGAAGGCGCCAAAGCCGCUGAAGCCCGUGGAAAAAACCAGCGAUCCGAUUAUCUCGCAGAUCGGAGACUUCCGGCGAUACCAUUUAUUCUUCAUCUCCAUCGUCAUUCUGUGCAAGUUCGGAACAGGAUGGCACACUUUGGGGCACAUUUUCCUGUCUGCACCGACGCCCUUAUCCUGCGAAACACCCAACGUCACGGAUCCCUGCAGUGACGCAUGCACUGAGACCAAGUUCGACACGAGCGUCUUCAAGUCCACCAUUAUAACCGAAUGGGAUCUAACCUGCGACAAGAAAAACCUGGCCAGUAUGUCCCAAAGUUUAGUUAUGUUUGGCAUCUUGGUGGGUAGCAUUGUUUUUGGCGUUAUAGCCGAUCGAUGUGGACGACGACCUGCUUUCCUGAUUGCCUGCUUCAUGCAGCUGGGCACUGGCCUGAUCGUCUGCCUGUCGCCCUACUUUUGGUUCUACUGUGUCUUUAGAUUUCUCGUGGCUGUGGCCACGGCGGGAACUAUGACCACGAGUUUCGUCCUCAUCAUGGAGAUCAUCGGUCCCAAGAAGCGAGAAAUAGUCGCCAUUCUGUACCAGAUUCCCUUUAGUGUCGGCCACGCCUCCUUGGCCAUAUUCGCCUACUUUAUACGGGAGUGGCGUUGGUUCCAGUUCAGCAUCACGAUCUUCUCGGUGGUCUUCGUGAUCUACAUCUUCCUGGUGCCGGAGUCACCGCGCUGGCUCUUUACCACCGGUCGGACAGACAAGUCCAUUAAGAUUCUGGAGAAGAUAGCCAAGUGCAACAAUGCACCUACUGAGACUAUCCGUCCGGAAAUCGAGGCUGCCUACGCGGCACUUGCAGCCCGCCAGCCGGCCAAAAAGGGCACCGUGAUUGACCUUUUCCGGACACCCUACCUACGGUUAAAGACCAUAUGCAUGGCCAACAAUUGGCUGGUAGUUUGCAUGGUCUACUACGGCACUGCCCAGUACGUGACCAGGCUGGGCGGCAACAUCUUUAUUAGUAACCUUAUCGCUGCCAGUGUGGGCAUUCCCGGCACCUGUCUCUGUGUGCCUAUGACCAAGUACCUCGGUCGCAAGAAGACUCUGUUGCUCUCCAACGGCUGCAGUGCCGUAGGCUUGAUCCUCCUGGCUUGUCUCUCCCACAUGGGAGAUAAUGUUAUGGUAGGCUGCGCUUCCAUUGGCCUUUUUGGUGCCUCUAUCACCUUUCCAAAUGUCUACUUGUACGGCGGAGAGCUCUUUCCCACGGUGGUGCGAUCCAGCGGAGUUGGUCUAUGCUCGAUGAUAGGACGAGUGGGCUCCAUAGUGGCACCGAUGAUCUGCGAUCUGGAUGUCUAUGGCCUGUGGAUCGCACCUCUCAUCUUCGGAGUUUUCUCCGUUCUGGCCAUUGGGGGGACCAUUUUUAUUCCGGAGACUCGAGGGCUUCCGCUGCCGGAAACCUUGGAAGACGGAGAAAAGUUUGGACGCAAGAACCCGGUGUAAAGUUUUUUGGCGCAGUGUAGGCAAUCGCAAUUGGGCACGAAGGCAAAGCGAGAAUUCAUAAUUUUAGAGCCUAGACAAGCCUAAGCUAUUGCCUAUACUCUAAAAUUAUUAAGUUUCGACUUUGGCUGCGAUUUAUUCGAUGCGAUAUGUCAGUCACUGGCAAACUGCCGUUCGUGCAGCAAACAAGAGGCAACAAAAAAGCAAACGGAAAAACAGAAAAACAGAAGAAAAAAAUUGAAAAAUCUAGCGAAUGCAAAAGGUAAUUACCGCGGAGUAACUUCCACUUCGUGAUUAUUAAAACUGGGUUAGCAGUCUAAAUCCAGCUCGGCUGCUGUUCUCCAACUGCCUUAAUGUCGAGGUGCAAGGCGGCCAAAUAGCUGACUGGCUAACCCGCCAAGUGACUGGGAAUGCAAACUUCGCAUGUGAACCCAAUCGAUAGCACUUCAAAUUAUAUAGCGGAAUCCAAGGAGGAUGUGGGAACUGUUUCUUCAAGCCCAAUUGAAUCUCUUAAGACAUCUGUAGCUCUUACUCUGUCGCUAAAAUCUGGAGCAUCAAGGUCGACAGUCAAAUUAAUUGCCCCGUAGCAUUUAUAGUUAAUAAGUAACAUCCCUCAGCUUGUAAGUAAUUUAAAAUCGAAUAAAUGACGUUUUAGUAUUUCAUUUAAUAAAA
Drosophila eugracilis is the source of this 2386-nucleotide messenger RNA. Its product is annotated as organic cation transporter protein. Gene Ontology annotation, molecular function: transmembrane transporter activity. The record is from RefSeq and is a predicted model, not a curated record. The coding region runs from base 206 to 1717 and encodes 503 amino acids. Gene Ontology annotation, cellular component: membrane. The transcript is spliced from 4 exons. Gene Ontology annotation, biological process: transmembrane transport. NCBI's taxonomy places the organism in Eukaryota, Metazoa, Arthropoda, Insecta, Diptera, Drosophilidae.